Molecule: messenger RNA, 863 nt
Organism: Camellia sinensis
Lineage: Eukaryota; Viridiplantae; Streptophyta; Magnoliopsida; Ericales; Theaceae
Source: RefSeq, a predicted model, not a curated record
UAUCCACAAGGCUUAGCCAGAAAAAUCUCAACUCGAAUCCUCUCUCAUCCACCCAAACAUGGCUCUCACCAUCGGAGGCGGAGGUGGUGGCGCUGCUGGCACACUCUAUGGCCGCACCACCACUUUCAACCACGGCGGCGAUCGGUUUCUCCGCCGUCCAAUCCUCCUCCCACCAUCAAACCCUCUUUUUUGGUCUCUUCAAUCCACAUCACGAAAUGACAACAACAACAUAGUUCCAAAAGCAGCCAAGAAGAUGUCCUCCAGAACAGGAAAGUUCGACAGCAAGAACAAAAGGAGCUUGAAUACAACAACCAAAGAACAAGAAACAGAGCAAGGAGAACAACAACAACGGACGGUUCAGAUUGAAACUGAUGGGAGUAGUGGUGGAACAGGGGUCGUUGAUGGAGUUGGUGGUGAUGAUGGGUAUUUCUUGCCGGAGCUUCCCGGUUUAGAGCAGGACUUCUGGGAGGGGCCUCAGUGGGACACUUUUGGAUUUGUCGUGCAAUAUCUCUGGGCUUUUGGCAUUCUUUUUGCGCUAAUUGCAUGUGGAAUUGCUGUUGCCACAUACAAUGAAGGUGCAACAGAUUUCAAGGCGACUCCUGCAUACAAGGAAUCAAUUCAAUCAAGAGAGCUUUUAGAAGAACCGGAAGGGUCUAACUCUGACGUUUUCGAGUCCAACCCGACUGAGGAGGCACCUAGUUUGGAAUAGCCAUUUAAAUUUUGAAUCCAAACUUCACCUUGUAGUCAUGAUACAAUUCCGGCAAAAGGAACAUUUCAACUAUAGUUGUUACCCUCGGUUUGUAAGGUAAUGAUAAGCGCUGUAACUAAUUCACUUUUCGUUGUUUUACUCUUGUUAUGUGAGA